Messenger RNA from Nothoprocta perdicaria, 5513 nucleotides. It is a transcript of the gene IQSEC1, whose product is annotated as IQ motif and Sec7 domain 1. Bases 112 to 4020 code for a protein of 1302 amino acids. Gene Ontology annotation, biological process: actin cytoskeleton organization; regulation of ARF protein signal transduction. Lineage: Eukaryota; Metazoa; Chordata; Aves; Tinamiformes; Tinamidae. The transcript has 18 exons. Gene Ontology annotation, molecular function: guanyl-nucleotide exchange factor activity; protein binding. The record is from RefSeq and is a predicted model, not a curated record.
UUCCGGCGGGUUAUUUAUUUCUUCCCGCUCGCCUAAGUUCCCAGCGGAGCGGGCUGGACGCCACCUGCGCCCCCCACCUGCCUUUCAGAGGGCGGAAGGUGCGCGGCAGCCAUGGAGAGCCCAGCCGAGAACCCCAGCAAGGCGGCCGAGUACCUCAAGGAGCUGAACAAGAUUAUCGAGACGCAGCAGGAGCUGCUGGAGAAGCAGAAGAGGAGGAUAGACGAGCUGGAGCAGCAAGUGGCCAAGUUGUACCACGAAAACGCCUGUCUGCAGGACGAGCAUCACCGGCACCUGGCCACAUGCAGGCUACAGCAGGGCGGCCCCGCCGCCUUCCCCGGGGCGGCCGCGGUACUGAGCGCCAUCCAGGAGAACACCAAACACGAGAAGUCUGAAGGUGAAAGUUCAAGAAGCCUCAGGUCUUUAAAUACUCUGCACCAGUUUUGCUGUCCAGCUCCAUUGUACCAUACCCAGCUAGCUGUCCCUGCCACACACUCAGAGUACAGGACCUCACUGGAAACAGGAAGCAGCGUCUCAACUGAUCAGCUCAGCGUUGAGGGCGAGGCUCCAAGUAGUGAAACUGGCACAUCUUUGGACAGUCCAUCCGCUUACCACCAAGGACCUAUAACGCACAGUUCAGCUCUCAGCCCAGACCAUUACGAUCACUCUGCCUACGGGCUGUAUUCCAUCUCCCCGGGGCAGCAAAGAUCUCGGAGGCCGAAGCUUCAGCAUUCAACAUCCAUACUGCGGAAGCAAGCAGAGGAGGAAGCUAUUAAAAGGUCAAGAUCACUUUCUGAGAGCUAUGAACUUUCUUCAGACCUACAGGAUAAGCAGGUGGAAAUGCUAGAACGGAAAUAUGGGGGCCGUCUCAUAACUAGACAUGCUGCUCGUACUAUACAGACAGCUUUUCGCCAGUAUCAGAUGAACAAAAAUUUUGAGCGUCUUAGAAGUUCUAUGUCUGAAAAUCGCAUGUCAAGACGCAUCGUACUGUCCAAUAUGAGAAUGCAGUUUUCUUUUGAAGGACCUGAGAAAGUCCACAGCUCCUACUUCGAAGGAAAGCAAGUUUCUGUUACAAAUGACGGGUCRAAACUGGGAUCCCUGGUACAAUCUGAAUGUGGUGACCUUGGAGAGUCAGCUACAAUGAAGUCUCCUGCAGCAUCUACUGAUUUUGCAGAUGCUAUAACAGAACUGGAGGAUGCUUUUUCCAGGCAAGUGAAAUCUCUUGCGGAGUCCAUUGAUGAUGCACUAAAUUGCCGUAGUCUUCAUUCUGAUGAAGUCCAGACUCCAGAUCAAGUCAGAAGUCGUGAAAUUGAAAGAGAUAGUUGUACUCAGAGUAAACCAGCAAUCCAUAAYGUGGAUCACAGGAAGCUUGAUGAGAUGACAGCAUCAUACAGUGAUGUUACAUUAUAUAUCGAUGAGGAAGAGUUAUCCCCACCCCUUCCUCUUUCCCAGUCAGUGGACAGACCAUCCAGCACUGAAUCUGAUUUGAGGCUCCGCUCAGUGAACUCUUCCCAGGAGUACUGGUCCAUGACCCACAAAGAUGAUAAAAUAGACACGGAUACGAGCUGCAGAAGCACCCCUUCACUGGAAUGUCAGGACCAGAGGAUGAGAAUGGACCAUCUGCCAUUGCUGACUAUAGAGCCGCCCAGUGACAGUUCGGUGGACUUGAGUGAUCGCUCAGAGAGAGGAUCAUUAAAGAGACAAAAUGCGUAUGAUCGAGGAAUCACUAGUCAACAAGGAAGCCCAAAACACAUCCCUCACAGUAUCCCUGCCAAGAUUAUAUCCCGAGAGGAACAGGAGACAAGACAUAGGCCUCGGCCUAUAGAUAGUCAUUUAGCUAUUAAUGGCACAGCAAACAGGCAAAGCAAAUCGGAAUCUGAUUAUUCAGAUGGAGACAAUGACAGCAUCAACAGCACUUCCAACUCUAAUGAUACAAUAAAUUGCAGCUCAGAAUCUUCUUCUAGAGACAGCCUAAGRGAACAAACCUUGAGCAAACAAACAUACCACAAAGAAACUCGAAACAGCUGGGAUUCCCCUGCCUUCAGUAACGAUGUUAUCAGGAAACGCCAUUAUAGAAUUGGACUGAACCUUUUUAACAAAAAACCUGAAAAAGGAGUCCAGUACCUAAUUGAGCGAGGUUUUGUGCCAGACACUCCAGUUGGCGUUGCCCACUUUCUCCUGCAGAGGAAAGGUCUCAGCAGACAGAUGAUUGGAGAGUUUUUGGGGAAUCGGCAGAAGCAGUUCAACCGGGAUGUCCUAGACUGCGUUGUGGAUGAGAUGGAUUUCUCAACAAUGGAACUGGAUGAAGCACUCAGGAAAUUUCAGGCUCAUAUUCGUGUUCAAGGAGAAGCCCAGAAAGUUGAGCGGCUCAUUGAAGCUUUUAGCCAACGAUACUGCAUCUGCAAUCCAGGUGUUGUGAGGCAAUUUAGAAAUCCUGAUACCAUCUUCAUUCUAGCCUUUGCUAUCAUACUGUUAAACACAGAUAUGUAUAGCCCAAAUGUGAAACCAGAACGCAAAAUGAAGCUAGAAGAUUUUGUCAAGAAUCUAAGGGGCGUGGAUGAUGGAGAAGAUAUCCCACGGGAAAUGCUCAUUGGGAUUUACGAGCGAAUCCGCAAACGGGAACUGAAGACAAAUGAGGAUCAUGUAUCCCAAGUCCAGAAGGUUGAAAAACUCAUAGUAGGAAAGAAACCAAUUGGAUCUCUGCAUCAUGGACUUGGUUGUGUCCUCUCUUUGCCCCACCGGAGGCUCGUUUGCUACUGCAGACUCUUUGAAGUUCCAGAUCCAAAUAAACCUCAGAAGCUUGGAUUGCACCAGAGAGAAAUAUUUUUAUUUAAUGAUCUUCUUGUGGUGACCAAGAUCUUUCAAAAGAAGAAGAACUCGGUUACAUACAGUUUUCGACAGUCCUUUUCCCUCUAUGGAAUGCAGGUUCUUCUUUUUGAAAACCAGUAUUAUCCCAAUGGUAUCCGGCUCACRUCAGCUGUUCCAGGAGCAGAUAUCAAAGUACUGAUAAAUUUCAAUGCGCCAAAUCCUCAGGACAGGAAGAAGUUUACAGAUGAUUUGAGGGAGUCAAUAGCAGAGGUCCAAGAAAUGGAAAAGCACAGAAUAGAGUCUGAGCUAGAGAAGCAGAAGGGAGUAGUGCGCCCAAGCAUGUCUCAGUGCUCAAGCCUCAAAAAAGAGUCUGGCAACGGGACCCUGAACAGGGCCUGCCUGGACGACAGCUACGCUACCGGGGAGGGGCUGAAAAGAAGUGCCCUGAGCAGCUCCCUCAGGGACCUCUCAGAAGCAGAACCCCUCCAUGUGUUGAAUCAGUCUGUGAUGGGCUGGUGCAGUCCCUUGGCUCCUCCCUCAUCUGAUGCAGGCAAGCGUGGGCGACGCAGCAGUGCAGGAUCGCUAGACAGCAAUAUGGAAGGGUCCAUCAUUAGCAGUCCUCACAUGCGCCGAAGAGCUACAUCAACCCGAGAGUGUCCAUCUCGCCCUCACCAGACUAUGCCUAACUCUUCCUCACUCCUAGGGUCCUUAUUUGGUAGUAAAAGGGGAAAGCCACCUUCCCAAGGCCAUCCACCUUCCCAAGGCCAUCCGCCCUCUGGCUCAUCACAGCAGCCUCCGCACCCUGCCGUGCUCCCACAUCAGCAGCACUCUCAGCACCCGUCAGCCCUGCACCACGCAGGGCCAGCCGAGGGGCAGGCGCAGGCUCCCGUGCACUCGCAUCACUCGCAGUACUGCCACAUGCAGCAGAACCCGCCGCCCUACCACCACCACCACCACUACCACCCUCCCCAGCACAUCCAGCACCCACACCAGUAUCACCAACACGUGCCACAUGUCCAGCAUGCGGCACACUCCCCACAUACCCCAUACAUGCAGCACCCCCAUGGGCAACAUUCCCACUCUGCACACCCUCCACUGCCGCCUCCACACUCAUCUCAUCCCCAGCACAGCCAGCAUCACCAUGGACCUCCAGCACCUCCCUCUACCACAGCCAGCACCAAGCCCAAGCACAGUGGCAUCAGCACAAUAGUCUAGAACAUAAUGACCCUCCCAAUAACUAUAGUUUUUACAUACAGUUACAAAGGCACUUACAGGAGGCAACAAAUAAUGCUGUUGGUUUUUACACAGUUUAACUGAGUUGUGUGAGCUUAAAGGCUUGCUGAUACUAAGUAAAAUAAUUCAAGUUAGGGCAGUCAAUACCAGUUUUACUUAACCUACUUGUUAGAUGCUUGCCACCUGAUUAGUUAUUCUUUCCACACUGCCUUGAAAACAUGCUGCUUACUGAAUAUGAGUAAAGUUACCUUUUACACCAAAUCCCAUGACAAUUUUACCUGCAUAAUAAAAAUUUAGUCUAUGAAAAAGGAAAAAAGUGAUACAGAACAAGUGUUGCAUUCUUGCUCUUUUAUUGUCAAUGGGCAAAAAAAUAAGUAGACCUGAUAUGGUUGAUGAAAGUACGUAAGUAAACUUUAUAUAAUAUAAAUAUAUACAUAUAAAUAUAUAUAUACUGUAUAGUUAACAUUUGUGCUUGGAAAGAAAUUUUUCAGUCCACAAAACUAGCAAUAUAGACCUUACAAGGAAUUCCACUUACUUGAUAGGACAGUAUAAUAGAUGAAUAGCGUAUGAAAGAGUAGACCAAAAAUACUAUAUGUUAAAAACAAAUUUCAGACAUUUCAGUAUUUUCAUUAAAGGUCCUCUGGACUCACUGAGAUUUCUAAUCGUUACUAAAUGUGCCAAGUAACAUAGCAUUUAAAUGUUGUAGUCAAAUACUGCUUUGUAUAAAUUCUUAUUUUAUUAACAUGAUAAUAUCAUACGUAAUCAGUAUUAUAACUGCUCUGCUAUUUCAGGUAAGCAAACUUGUUAAGAUGCAGUAGUUAUACUGUAGCAAUGUAGAAUGACCAUCUACCUGGGGUCAUCUUUAAGCAUUGGUCACACCAAUUCUUGGACACUUUAAAGGCUGUAAUAACUGUGAAUUUACAUGAUCCACAUUUCUUUUGUAUGGAUAUGAUUUAAUGAACACACAUGAAGAGUUGCAACAAGUGCAUGUAUACACUGCAAAAACAUUCAUCUCAAACAUGAAAUUGCAAAUUUCCAUCCUUCUCAGCUACUUUGUUUCCUGUUUGCCAUAAUUUCAUAUUUUUACCCCUAAUUAAGCUGAAUUCUAGUCUGAGAGUGUUUCCAGAUGGAAGUGCUCUAAAACUUUAAGGUUUGUUUUAGAUUUAGUAUAGGGUUUUUAUAUAUAAAUAUAUAAAUAUAUUUAAAAAAUCUGUAAUUCCAUGUAGCCAUGCUCUAGCAAUGAAGUGGCUUCACCAUUUUGACUCAUCACAUUUGUUAGUUUACAAGUACCCAGCACUCAGCAGGCUGAGUUUAAGCUCAAAACCUCACUUUCAUAGCCCAGAUACUUGUGAGACAUCAUAUAAAAACAGGCUGUGCUGUUGUUGCUUUUGUGUUAUAAUGAAACCAUUUGCAAAUUUAUAUAAAAUUUUUAUCCCUAAAUCCUGUACAAAGUUAUACAUGGCACCUACUUUGUA